This is a messenger RNA of Dissoconium aciculare CBS 342.82, 1150 nucleotides long. RefSeq lists its product as uncharacterized. The coding region runs from base 152 to 892 and encodes 246 amino acids. NCBI's taxonomy places the organism in Eukaryota, Fungi, Ascomycota, Dothideomycetes, Mycosphaerellales, Dissoconiaceae. The transcript has a single exon. The record is from RefSeq and is a predicted model, not a curated record. Gene Ontology annotation, molecular function: protein heterodimerization activity.
CGUUUGACAUGCGCAGUGAGCUCGAUUUGAGUGAUCGCAGUACUCAAGACCCCGGGUCCUCAAGCCAUGAUACUACGAUAGUCGUCAAAACUUCACAAGAGUGAAAAUGUCGCAAGCACACGAUCUCCACCGCGCCCUUUUGCGGCCUGCAAUGAUCCAUAUCCUCCGCGGCGCCGGUUUCCACAGCACCAAGCCAUCAGUGCUGGACACACUCACGAAUAUCGCCGAGCGACACCUCCUCCUGUUGGCAUCCACCGCAGCGCAAUAUGCCAUGCUCAGCCACAACGACCCUCUCCCCACCAUAUCAGAUAUGCGCAUGGCAUUCUCGGAAUGCGGCGUGAUCCAUCCCCUCACAGAUCCCUCCGAGGAGGCCUGGAAAGAGCGCAUGCGCAAACCCCUGACGGAGAUCGCAGAUGUGCCCCAGGCGGGUCGCCAGCGACAGGCGGCACAGAAGCGCAAACGCGACGAGGAGGACACCAGAGACGUUCGGGAGUUCACGAGAUGGUUCGACUCGGCGCAGCACAAGGAGGCGAGGAGGGUGGCCGGCAUGAUCCCCGAGGCGAGCGUGGGGGGCGUGCUCCCUGCGGUCGGUGUCGGCGGCGGAGUCGUGCAGGCGGAGGAUUUCCUGACCACGCUGAAGAAGAAACACCCGAAGGCUGGAGAUGAGAGCCGGUUGCGCGGUACGGUCCUCUCGCAACUCCCCGACGAGAAGGAUGUCGUGAUCGAAGGAGGUCCAGUCCAGCACAUCUGGGAGUGGAAUCCAAACGCAGGGAAGAUCCUACCGAGUGAAGGUCAGAACGCAGGAGCUGACGAGGACGAUGACGACAAUUCUUCGCUAUCUUCGCUCGCAGCAUCGACUGAUCAACUCGAUAUGAUGGAAGUGGAGCAAUAGAAGAGGAAAGCGAAUAUUUGGGGACGUGUCUUUUGUAUGCUUAGCGUAGGCGUUUGGGACAUGGGAAAUGGGUCUGAAAUUACUCGCAUGUAUGAUUAGACCAGAUCAAGUGAGAAAGAAGAUUGCGCAUCAGCACCUCGCUGUACUCUACAAUUGUUCGAGCUGGCUUCGCUGUCGAGCGCGUGGAACUUCGCCAUCCGAUUGUUUCAUUUCCGGCGUUGAAUACGAGUCAUCACCAUCCCCAACCACAGUGCGGCC